AGAGAGAGAGAGAGAGAGAGAGAGAGAGAGAGAGAGAGAGAGAGAGAGAGAGAGAGAGAGAGAGAGAGAGAGAGAGAGAUGGCGAGGAUUUUGUGGCAAAUCAAGCGGUUGAAGUCAUGGUCGUCGAUUUGGGUUUUGUUACCUAUGGCUGUGCUUCUGACUGUGGUAAUUACGGUGUCGGACGUCUUCAUGCUCGACGCCGGGAAGAAGAUCGAUCCCGACGACGGCGGCGACGGGGCAAGGAGUUGGCGAGGGAGGUCGGGAUCCCGAUGGACUGCAGGUUGGCCAAUCUGGCUACGGUUGCCGGGGCCACCGCCGACGAGCGGCGGCGGGAUGGCCGUUGGCAAGUCGGUAUCCCGGCGGCAGCACGAGGUCAACAAGAGGAACGUCGGUCUCUUGCUUCUUGCUCUGGAGGACACGUGUCUCGACUGGUGCGAGCUCGUCGGCGCCGCCGGUCCUCCUGCGCCGCCCACCCAGUCGACGAGGCUAAGGUCAACGUCAAAGUCGAACGCCACGGAGUCAAAGUCAACGCAUCCGUUUGAAGAGCGGCAGCAUCAGCAGAUGGAGGCGGAGAUGUCGGGAUCGAGAUCGACGAUACCGAACAAAGCCGUCGAGACAGAGGUUCUGGAUCGAUCGAGACGACCUGAUAUCGUGACGGCAGAAGAAGAAGAAGACCUACCAUGGGGGGACGAAGUGACUGAAGGCGAGCACGGUGGCCAUCAUCAUCAUCAUCAUCAUGGCGAUGGAGGCGGACUUCCAGGGUAUUACGGCCACGUGGAAGUCACCGAGGAUCUUCUGCGGGCCUUAAGGAAUUCCUCGACUAGCACGAUCGUUACCGAGACGGCGAGCGGCGUCGCUCUUUACAUAGAAGCUGCAACAACGGCGAUGGCGCGAGUGGGGGUGGAUAUGACCAGCGAGGAGGAGGAGGAGGAGGAGGAAGGCAAAUCGAACACGAUGGUGAUGAUGGGCGGAAGGGGACACCCGUCCCCUGCCAUGCCUACAACGGCUUCCUCCUGUCUUCCUCCUUCUCUCUGUGCGGGCCGACGUGUUGCCGAGAGGAGUACCACUGCCAGCGAGCGUGGGAGAGUUGGCAGCAAUACGAGUACAUUGUCAAGUAAGUCAGACUCUGAGAGAAAACACACCGGUGGUGGGGGGGUGAGAUGGAGAGAGAAAGACAGGGAGGAUGGGAGAAGAGAAGGUGUAUCUUCAUCAGAUUUUGCUGCUCCGUCAAGUUAUACUAUGAAGGAGGAGGAGGAGGAGGAGGAGGAAGAGGAGGAGGAGGAGGAGGAGAGGGAAGAAAAGGAGAAGAGGAGGGCAAGAGGAAGGACAGUGGAUCUGAGGAUCCCGAGUCCGAUCGAGCUGCUGUGUCGGGAUGGCGGCAGUUUUUCUCUUUCUGCUUCAGCUGCCAUAUAUGGCAGACAGGAAGGCAACAAGUCGGUCGCUAUCCCGACAGCACAGUUCGAUCCCAACAUAACGGCUCAGGUAUGGCCGCAGAUUCCACAGCUCGAUCCCAGCUCCUAUCGAUCCGCCCCGAUCUCGACACGUGGCCGAUCCUAUCACCGAUGGGCGGCUAGUAUGGUGCCGUAUGUCGCUCAUCUGCAUUACAGAGUUCUUCAAACUCUCUAUCGUUUCCAUUCACUCGUCAGCAAUCAGACAACAUCACCUCCUCCUCCUCCUCCUCCCUCUUCUUCUUCUUCUUCUUCUUCUUCUUCUUCUUCUUCUUCUUCUUCUUCUUCUCCUGCUGCUGCUGCUGAAGACUUGAGCAAUCAUGAUGGCGAUCGACGUCGAGAAAACGUUGUUGAUAUGGAUGCUGCUGCUGUUGCUGCUGCUGGUGUUAAUGAUGAUGACGAUGCCGAUCAGAAGACGGAGAAGACGAUGGAGCAGAUGGAGAAGGUGGACAGGAUGGGGGCAUUUGGGCGUUUGUCCGAUGAAGACAUUGAGUUGUUGGAGUUAGCCUCUGAGCGUGCACGGUAUGCUCCCCGCGUCGCUUUCCUUUUCCUCGUUAAGAAUUCAGUCCCCCUGGCCCCUUUUUGGCAAAAGUUCUUCCAUGGCUAUGACGACUACUACUCCGUCUAUGUCCAUUCAGGCGACCCUUUCUCUGAAGACAACAUCACGUCGACUGGCGGCUCCUCCUCGCAAGGAGAAUCUUCCUCUUCCUCCUCCUCCUCCGCCUCCUCCUCCUCUCUCCGGUUCUCCGAGCACGUAAUUCCCAGUAAACCCGUUCAAUGGGGAUCGCCGACGAUUAUUAACGCGGAGAGGCGUCUUCUAGCGCAUGCGCUCCUUGAUCCCUUGAAUCAACACUUCGUUCUAGUGUCUGAGGCGUGCAUUCCUAUUCGGAGCUUCCCCUUCAUCUAUACUUACCUAAUUAGUACAUCGCGGAGUUUCGUCGCCGGGGGAGUGAAUACAGAAAGGUAUCCGGCGAAGCUGAGGUCGGUCCUUCGACCCGACCAGUUCAGACAGGGAUCCCAAUGGCUCACACUUGCCCGACCUCACGCCCAUCUCGUCGUCUCCGACGUCACCUAUUACGCUUCCUUUGCCAUGUGGUGCACGGGAUUGCCCAAAAGGUACUGCCUCGUGAUCCGUAACAGGACAAAAUGCGCGAGUAUUCCAGACAAGAUCUGUUUCUCCGACGAGCAUUAUAUCCAGUCCUUAGUGCACGUGAAAGAUCCCGACCACGUGAACUCUCGAUCGCUGACGUGGACGCACUGGGAUCUUCCGAGCCCCCAUCCUAAGACGUACAGAGGGGAUGACACGUCAGUUGGUCUUCUGGAGGAAAUGCGAAGGCAAAAGUAUUGCGAGUGGAACGGACAGAAGAAUAGGGAGUGCUUUUUAUUUGCAAGAAAAUUUGCACCGGAGACGUUACCAGCACUCUUGUCGAUUGGAGAUAAGGUCGGGAUAUGGAGGUCUGAGAAAAACGAGGAGGGGAAGGGCAAAGAAGAAGUAGCAGCAGGAGGAGGAGGAGGAGGAGAGAGACGGUGAGAAUCGACGCGAGGGGGUGGCAGCACCGGCAUACAUGGAAGAAGAAGAGAGAAAGAGAAAAGGAGAGGAGAAAGAGAAAGAGAGAGAAUGAGUUCCUCCGCUCUCUGGCGUGAGUAGAGCAACGACAAGAA
This is a messenger RNA of Chara braunii, 3110 nucleotides long. The record is from the annotation of a GenBank genome assembly. Lineage: Eukaryota; Viridiplantae; Streptophyta; Charophyceae; Charales; Characeae.